This is a messenger RNA of Setaria italica (foxtail millet), 1192 nucleotides long. RefSeq lists its product as uncharacterized. The record is from RefSeq and is a predicted model, not a curated record. The transcript has a single exon. Lineage: Eukaryota; Viridiplantae; Streptophyta; Magnoliopsida; Poales; Poaceae. The coding region runs from base 99 to 998 and encodes 299 amino acids.
AAUAGGACAGAUACAUGUUGCAACCCGACACAGACACGAUCGAGCCACCGAAGUCGAUCGCACACACCCCAGCCGCCCAGCGAGCGACGUAGAUAGAUAUGCUCCCUGCUGCCGUGGCGGGCAUGCUGCCGCGGCGGCAGUCCAUCGCCAGGGCCUCCGUCUCGGCGCUGGUGGCCGCGCUGCCGCUGCUCUACGUGUCGCUGCUGCGCCCGCCGCCGGCCGCGCUGGCCGGGGACACCGCCUUCUGGUUCCUCAUGUCCAACUGCGUCAUCGCCGCCAUCGUCGCCACCUCCGGCGACGCCGGUACGCUCCUCUUCAGGUCCGCGCCCGACGAUGACCUGUACUGCGCGCCGGCCGGCCAGCCGCCGGUGGCCGCGCACGGCAUUAGCAGUGACGACGCGGUGGUUCCGUUGGCCGCAUCGUCCCGGGACGAGAGACCCGCCGUGGAUGUGGAUGUGAACGGUGGGCGCGUCCAAGGAGAGGUGGCGAGCGCGGUGACAAGUAGCUACUCCGUGCACCAUGCAUUGCCUUCUUUGAUCGAAGGCCAAGAAGAAGAUGAUGAUGAUGAAGCGAUUCAGCCUGGCGUCGAGACAAACCAUCCCGUCCAGAGAGGCGAAGAAAAAGAAGUAAUAAUCGAGCCAAGCACCGUCAAGAACAACACUUUUGAAGUAGUGGAGGCGCAAGGAGAAGAAGACGGUGAUGAGGUCAUCCCGCUUGCCACCAUCGAGGAGGGCUCCGCACUGGCAGAUCCAGCUCUAGAGCUGGAGCCAUGGUCAAGGGUGCUGACAAGCACCAAGAGCCUUCCGGAGGAAGGAGCAGCUGCCGCGAGGGAAGGGCCGGGGCUCCGGCGGUCGGCAACUGUGGGCAGCAAGCCGGCGGCAGAGGAGAGCGAGUACUGGCAGCUGAGCGACGAGGAGCUCAACAGGAGGGUGGAGGAUUUCAUCGCGCGCUUCAACAGGGAGAUGAGGCUACAGGUCGAGCAGGAGGCAGGAGUCUGAUCAGUUCUAGGUAGCACGAGGCUACGGUCUCUAUAGGGCUGCUACCUUGUAGAAGCUUAGAGGUGCGUAGGCUUUGUAAUAAUAGUAUGUUGGAGUUACCAUGAGUACUACCUAGGCAGAUCAUGUACAGUUAUAUACUUCAUCCUGUGCCUGUCAUUAAUACAUACGUUUUGAACAACCAAAACAAACUAAAA